Molecule: messenger RNA, 345 nt
Organism: Gongylonema pulchrum
Lineage: Eukaryota; Metazoa; Nematoda; Chromadorea; Rhabditida; Gongylonematidae
Source: the annotation of a GenBank genome assembly
AUGCUGAUGCUGGUGAUACUGAGGUAUGGGCCGGCGCAAAUUUGGUACGAUGCAAUGAAUGUUCCACCGAACCCUUCGCAUUUUGAUUAUGGUUUUAAACUGAAACGUGAUCAACCAUCACGAAGAAGGAGUUCGAUAAAGGAGGAGAAAAAUGAGAAAAGUGAGGAUGAGACAGCGAAAGAAGAAAUCGGUCCUGGAUUGGCUUCGUGCAAACCAUUUCCUCCCGAAACAUUCCUCCCUGUUAAUUUAGUUCGAUGGGAAGACGAUAUUAUUUUCGAUGAGGAGCAAGCAAGGCAGCAGGUACUUUUAAACUUUGUUGAAAUAAACCUUUUUCAUGGAAUUUAA